Amblyraja radiata (thorny skate) is the source of this 3106-nucleotide messenger RNA. RefSeq names its product solute carrier family 24 member 3 (gene slc24a3). Gene Ontology annotation, biological process: calcium ion transmembrane transport; intracellular calcium ion homeostasis. The transcript has 17 exons. Gene Ontology annotation, molecular function: calcium channel activity; calcium, potassium:sodium antiporter activity. NCBI's taxonomy places the organism in Eukaryota, Metazoa, Chordata, Chondrichthyes, Rajiformes, Rajidae. The record is from RefSeq and is a predicted model, not a curated record. Gene Ontology annotation, cellular component: plasma membrane. The coding region runs from base 126 to 2066 and encodes 646 amino acids.
UCCUUUCCCUCCCCCUCACACCCCUCCUCUCACCCACCACUGUCCACCCCCACCUCCCUCUGUGUGUGCUCUGUCGGCUGUACAAGUGUAGCUGUGUCCGUGGAGCGGGGAACAGCAGCGCUACGAUGGGUCUCCAGCGCUGCCCGAAGCCCAGCAAAGUGCGGGGCAAGAGACGGGACGUGGUGUGGUGGCAGAUCUGCUGGUUGGCCGGAGUAAUGUUGGUGGUCCUAGCUGUCUGCAGCUUGGUGAAGAAGGCAGGCUACUAUGUGACGAGUUAUACCUUGGAGAUGCAUGACCGGAGGCUUGGCCGGAGACUGAUGGAGCAGAUCGAUGAGAACACCACCGAUACUGGAGCAACGUCACACCAUUUCAAGAACUGUACAGAACCAGCUCUUCAUGAAUUCCCCGACGAUGUCUUUACCAAUGACGAGCGGCGGCAUGGAGCUAUCACUCUCCACCUGAUCUGCACCAUAUACAUGUUCUACGCUCUGGCAAUCGUCUGUGAUGACUACUUUGUUCCUUCGUUAGACAAAAUCUGUGAGCGACUCCAUCUUAGUGAAGAUGUGGCGGGAGCCACGUUCAUGGCAGCUGGAAGCUCAGCCCCCGAGCUCUUCACCUCCGUCAUAGGGGUGUUCAUCACGAAGGGGGACGUGGGAGUGGGAACCAUCGUGGGCUCUGCGGUGUUCAACAUCCUCUGCAUCGUUGGAGUGUGCGGACUUUUUUCGGGAAUGGUGGUGCCAUUGACAUGGUGGUCGUUGAUCAGAGAUUCCAGUUAUUACACAUUGUCGGUGAUGGCACUUAUCUUGAUUAUUUACGAUGAAAGAAUUUCUUGGUGGGAAUCUCUGAUCUUGGUAUUAAUGUACGCAGUCUACAUCCUCAUUAUGAAGUUCAACACGUCACUGCAGAUUUUCUUUGAAAGCAAAUUGAAGAAGCCAUCUGUGAACAUGGCCAAUGGGAACACGGGUAAUGCAGAAAUCGAUGACAACAGCAACUGCGAUGCAACUGUGGUCUUACUGACAAAAGCCAACUUCUCUCGUAACUCCUCUGUGCUGAUGGUGGACGAGAUGCUCUCUGCAUCCCCACACCAGCUGUCUUUCUCCGAGGCCAGUCUCAGGAUCAUGAUAACCAGUCACUUUGGACCCAAAACCCGCCUAAGCAUGGCCAGCCGCAUGCUCAUCAAUGAGAGACAACGGCUGAUCAGCAGCAAGAGCGUUUCCAACGGGGAACCCGAGGUUUCCAUUAAAAUUCCCGGGAAGCGCAGCCUGGAGAACGGGACUGGCCCGAGCUACUCUGCGGAGAGGGGGGUGAGCGGGCUGUGGACGGAGGAGGCCAGAGCCGCCGGCAGCAGCCAGAGGGAGGCUGAGAACGAGGACAACCAGAACAACGAAAACGACGAAGAGGAAGAGGAGGAGGAAGGGAAAGGGGAAGGGCCGUUCGUGCCGUUCCACCUGCCUGCGGGAAUGUGGGACGUGGUAAAGUGGGCGAUAGCCUGGCCGCUGUGUUUCCUGAUGUACUUCACCAUCCCGAACUGCGCCAAGCCUCGAUGGGCGAAGUAUUUCAUGUUCACCUUCGUCGCAGCUACCCUGUGGAUCGCCAUUUUCUCCUACGUGAUGGUGUGGAUGGUCACAAUAAUCGGAUACACCCUGGGAAUUCCUGACGUAAUAAUGGGAAUCACGUUCCUGGCAGCUGGGACAAGUGUACCGGAUUGCAUGGCCAGCCUCAUAGUUUCCAGACAAGGCAUGGGAGAUAUGGCAGUGUCUAAUUCUAUAGGAAGCAAUGUCUUUGACAUCCUGAUAGGACUUGGCCUACCCUGGUCGAUUAAGACGAUCAUGGUGAACUUUGGCUCACACUUAACGUUGAACAGUCGUGGGCUAAAAUAUUCGGUGGGACUGCUGCUUGCCUCUGUUUUUGUAACAGUGACCUGCAUUCAUAUGAACAAGUGGAAACUGGACAAGAAGCUCGGCUGCAUAACCCUGUUCCUCUACGGAGUUUUCCUGUGCUUCUCCAUCAUGACGGAGUUCAACGUCUUCACCUUUGUGAACCUUCCCAUGUGCCGGGACCACUGAUGGCCGAUAAAGACAGCUCGACCUUGGAAUCAGUGCAAUGCUAAAAAAAACUAUACGAGAGCAAAACGUCCCAUGGCCGAAUGUCGUGAGCUGCAAGGAACUGCUACUGCUGAGAACUUGGUGCAAGACGUGUUCUUGAGAGAGAAAACAAAACACCUGUAUUGAUGUGAACGUAUUUUUUAAUGUAUUUAUGUGGAGUUGUGACACAGACGCACACAUGUACACACACACACACACGUACACACACAUGCGCGCGCACACACACACACAAACACCUUAAGAAGAUAACGUAUCUGAUAUUGUUGGCUGCUAAUUGCCGUGGGUCUGGAAGAUAUACCUGCCGCGUUUGUAUAUUCUCAGUUCUAUCAGAAAGGAAUAUUUUGUCUGGAGUGGGAAAUGUACAAUGGUUCUUGUUGUUCAAGAGAAUAAGGCGUGCCUGAAAGCAAGGAAGUAUAUUGCCCUGUGAAAUUACCCCUUCCUUGCUCUCUCCCAUUCCACAAAGCCUUCAUUUCCCCACCCUGCUGUCCCUCUCGCUGCCAGAGGGCUUAAAGAAACAAGAAUGUACAUAUCAACGAGUUUCCCCUUGCCCUGCUGCCCACUAGCUGUUCCUCCCACUGGCAGAGUGUAAACUCUGAGCCAUAGCAUUUAAGCAGAAUUUGAGUUGUGGAAUUUGACGUCUGAAACCUACUGCAGUUUGUACCCUGAUACUACUCCUAAUAACAAUCUCACUGGGAGGUACAUUUUGCACUUUUUUUUUCUUCUUUUUUUUGUUUUGUUUUGUUGGAACAGUUGCUUAGUCAAUGGUACACCUAUGUAUAUUGAUGGUAUAAAAAGUUGUAUAUAUUGGGAGUUUUUUUUUUUUUUUUUUCCCUUUUCGAAAAGGUAGAGUAUGUAAGAUAUUAUAUCACAGUUUAACCCAGCCGCGCGGUGUUUGAUUUGGAAAUGUUGAUUAAAAGGUACAAAUAGUGCAAAUGAAGAAGCAAAGCUGCUCUGGGCUUUGUCUGUACAGGUAGUUUUGAGAAUAAAGCAUGUUUAAUUUA